Messenger RNA from Zonotrichia leucophrys gambelii, 3005 nucleotides. It is a transcript of the gene SDC4, whose product is annotated as syndecan 4. The record is from RefSeq and is a predicted model, not a curated record. Gene Ontology annotation, biological process: cell migration. Gene Ontology annotation, cellular component: cell surface; membrane. The transcript is spliced from 5 exons. NCBI's taxonomy places the organism in Eukaryota, Metazoa, Chordata, Aves, Passeriformes, Passerellidae. The coding region runs from base 94 to 699 and encodes 201 amino acids.
CCGUCCCUAUAAAGGCCGUGGCGGCGGCAGGGCGCGUCCCGAGCCCGCUCCGCUCGGUGUCGCCGCUGUCGCUCCGUGUGUCCCAGCCCAGCCAUGCCGCUGCCCCGUGUUCCCCUGUGCGCCGCGCUGCUGCUCGGCCUCCUCCUGCAAGCCGCCGCCGCCGAGUCGGUGAGGGAAACUGAAACCAUGGAUGCUGGAUGGCUGGACUACCCUGCCUCUGGGGACCUGCCAGAUGAUGAAGACAUUGGUGAAUUCAGGCCUCACUUAACCUCUGAUGGGUUAGAUAUAGAUGAGACAUCUGGGUCAGGAGACUACCCAGACUCUGAAGAUGGCUUGUAUCUGACCACCAUGGAUACCCCUCUGAUAUCUGACAACUAUAUCCCUGGAGAUACUGGCAGAAAGAUAGAAGGUGAGAAGGAAAACACAAUGGUGGACAAUGAAAUCAUUCCAGACAAAGCUGUACCUCUGGAGGAGAACCUGUCCAACAAGAUCUCCAUGGCAAGCACAGCAAACAGCAGCAUCUUUGAGAGAACAGAAGUCCUUACAGCUCUCAUUGCAGGAGGAGCAGUGGGUCUCCUGUUUGCCAUCUUCCUGAUCCUGCUCUUGGUCUACCGCAUGAAGAAAAAGGACGAGGGCAGUUACGACCUGGGCAAGAAACCCAUCUACAAGAAGGCCCCCACAAAUGAGUUCUAUGCCUAAAGCUCAGCAGCACCUUGUGCCCAUCAAGGGACAAGCAGACUGUACUGAAACACUGUGCCCUCAGAUGAGAUGUGCUGAACAAAUGCUUUUUUUUUUUCUUUCCUAUUUUUUUGGAUUGAAUUUCAAAGUGACUUUGAGAAAAAACAAACUUCCUUCGUGACCCUUCCCAUCCCACUCAGCUAACAAGGGCCCAAUGAAAUACAAAGAGUCUGAAAAAAAAAACCUCAGUGUAUUUUUUUUUCCAUAAGUUAGCGUAAAAAGAGUAAAGAUGCCAAAUUUUCUGCUUGGUUUUAUAGAGGGUAUAUAAACACAAACCAGACUGUAUGGAAGCAAACACCAUGUGUUUGCAUCCUGCGUGCUGUCCUGGGAUUGGCUGCUUCCAUAGAAGAUGGCUUAUUUUUUUUUUUAUAUAUAAAUCUUGCUACUAGAUGUCUUGCAGCAGGCUGUUGAUGUGAAGCAUUUUUGUGGAGAACUAUUUAUGAAUCUCUUACACUACAGAUAAUGUUGCCUUAUCAGGGAGUAAAAGGCCCACGAGGGCUCCAUAUCCCUGAAUGCCAUAAAGGGCCUAUGGGAAUGUCCUCCCCAGGAGAUUUCUGUCUUUUCCUGUUGGCCCCAGGCAAGGGUCAUUAGUCCUUGAAAUCAGGACAGCCAGUUGUGUUUGGCUAUGGCAACACCCUUUCCUUGCCUUCAGUCUCUUACCUUUUUUUAAGGAUGGCUUGUAGGAUUUUUUUACAUAACAAAAUUUUAAAGAAAAUAGCCUAAUGUUUAUAUAAAGUUUGUAGAAAUUGUUUUGAAAUAAUAAAAAAAUAAUCUACUUUUUUAAUUUCCUCAGAUUUAUUUUUUCAAUCCCUUUGUGUUUCCUUUGGCCGGGCAUUUCUCUAGAGAUGCUGUUUUAUAUGAUUCCUAUUCUGAACUGAAGCAGAGUUAGCUACAGAGUGUUACAGGUUUCUUCUAGUUCUACAGCAGCUACUAUAGAGGGUAAAGAUAUUUAUGGUUUUCUCAUAACUUUUCUAGGAUUUUUUAAAAUAAAAUAGAAUUAUUUAUAGUUUCUCAAAUGGCUGCUUUCUCAUUUGGUAACUUUUAUCCUUUUUAUGUAAAACACUAAUAUAAUGAGUCUCUGUGAAAACUAUUUAAGCUUUAUUCUGUGAAUUUCAAUUACAAAUUCAAGGCAAUAACUUCUGUAUGCAAAGUUGGAUGCAUAAAUAUGAUUGAAGUAGGGAAAAGACAGGAGUAAUCCUAGGCUGUAAUAUAUUUCAAUCAGUCCUAUAGAGCUAUAUAUUAUAUAUUUUACUGAGAUAUAUACAGAUGAGAAUGAAAAGGCUGGAGUUAAUUCUUCAGCAGCCUUAUGGUGUGGUGUGUAAGAGGCUUUUUGAUCUUGUUUGUGCUGCUGUUUGUCCAAUGUCUUGUGUGGAGCACCAGGGGCUUGGGAAGGAGCCUGGGGCAUCCAUGGCUGUGUCCAGAUGUGCAGGGCUGGAUGCACAGAGUCAGAGAGCAGAGAUCCCCACCUUGAGCUACCCUUGGGAGCUUGCAGGAUGGAGGUGACAACUUUCUGUGCCCUGUGGUGCUGUGCCAAGCCCUGCCUCAGGGCAGGCUGCAUCUGAGCUCUGCAUCUCCCACAGGGGCAGGCUCUGAGCUCCCCUGCUCUGGAUCUCUAACAUCCCCUGUUUAACCUCCCCUGAGGGUGGGAGCAGCCCCCAGUGUCCCAGAGCAGAGGGUGAUGUGUGCCUGGUGCCAGGAAGGUGUUACAGAACCAUGAGCAAGCUGGGUCCUCCUGCAUCUCCCAGUCUGACGUGGUGUGAGACAAAAAUCUGUGUGUGGCUCCCCAAAGUGAGCACCUGAGCAGGCAGCACUGAGCCAGGCAGUUGCAAAGGCUGGUUGGAAAUCUUCAUGGCUCCUGAAAGCUCCUUCCUGAGGCUUUGCUGUGGGCUUGAGGCCAAAUCCAGAGAGGAGAUAGAAUAAAAUGUGUCCCCUUGUCAGGGUGAGGCAGGAAUGUGUGUUGAGACAUCAGGGCAGAGGAGAGAUCCUCCUCUGGGUGACUCAGUCCCAGUAUGAGUGUUUUUGGGAAACUGGGGGCUCUGGGAGGCUCUCAAAGCUGCACAGAGUUCACAGGAGGCUGGAAAGGAGAGGGAGGGCUGUACUGCCUGUGGACAGCACUGCCAGGCAGGCAGGAGCUGUGGCUGCUUCUCGGGAUAUUCACAUUCUCUUGUGUAAUUGCUCUUGGGGAUUUUCCACUGUUACUGGUUUUGUUGUUUUUUUGUUUUUUGUUUUUUUUUCCCCUCAAAUAAAUGGUACUUUCUAAAACUGGC